AUGGCUUACAUUCUGUUAGGUGUGUUAUUGUUGACUGGUGUCAGCAUUGCAGAAAAUAUUAUUCGAUUUCACAUUGUUGAAGAACUUCCAGUUGGAACUUUGAUUGGGAAUUUAGCAGUUGAAAGUGGACUUCAGUUUAAUUUUACUGAUGGAAAACUCGAAGGCAUUCGAUACAGCUUUUUGGACCAAUCGAAAAUGCGUUCACUUUUCACAAUUAACGAAAGAACAGGGAAUAUUUUGAUCAAGUCUUUACUCGACAGAGAGACUGAAUGUAUCUUUAUGGAUUUGUGUGUUUUAACCUUCGAUGUUGCUAUUCAUUCAUCUAGUCCACAAAUGUUUGAAAUUUAUUCAAUUGAAAUAACAAUCGAGGACAUGAACGACAACUCUCCGAAGUUUCCAACAGAACACAUUACUAUAAGAGUACCCGAAUCAACAGUAGUAGGAACAUCUUUCGGACUUACGGAAGCAGUUGAUGCCGAUUCUACGAACAAAAACAUUAUUCAGUCUUAUGACCUGGUUAAUGGGAAUAAUGUUUUCACAUUUAAUUCCUCAAAAGAUGUAGAUGGAAGAUUAUCACUAAGACUAAUUCUGAUUAGCGAGUUAGACCGAGAAGACAUCGAUUUGUAUGAACUCGAACUUUUGGCAAAAGAUGGCGGAGAUCCAGUAAAAACCGGAACUUUAACGGUUUACAUUGACAUUGAGGACACUAAUGAUAAUUCUCCAGUUUUUGAACGAGACUCGUAUAUGGUAGAUUUAAAUGAGGGGGCAACCAAACAAACUCCAUUACUUGCUGUCACUGCAUACGAUAAAGAUGUUGGGGAUAAUGGCGAUAUUAUUUACAGAUUUAGCCUUAGACAACCAGAUAUUGAAAGAAUUUCGGAAACAUUUUCAAUUAAUGAGAACACUGGAGUUAUUUAUGUAGCUGGAGAAAUAACAUUUGGAAAGCAAAACACUUUCAAACUCAUUGUUGAAGCUAGCGACAAAGGUUUACAACCUCGAACGUCUUAUGCUACUGUCACAAUCAAUAUACUGGAUACUGCAAACAACAAGCCGGAAGUGUUUCUUAACUUUCUAGUUCCAGCAAACGAUAGUCUUGUUAGUCUUUCCGAAGCAGCCGAUAUAGGAACCGUCAUAGCUCACGUGACUGCAGAUGAUGCCGAUUCAGGACCCAAUGGACAAGUUAUAUGCGCUGUUACAAACGAGUACGUAACGCUUCAGAAUAUUUCUGGAAAACCCGGUUAUCUUAUUGCUUUGAAGAUGGAAUUCGACCAUGAGCUGAAACAAGAACAUUAUAUAUCUGUUACAUGUUCUGAUAAUGGCUCGCCAAAAUUGAGUUCGUCAAAGAGUUUUAUGCUGCGGGUUUUAGAUGAAAAUGACAAUGCCCCAAUAUUCAAAGAGGCAACCUAUUCAGCAACAAUUGAUGAAAAUAACCCAGUUGGUAAAUAUUGUUUGAAAGUGUCCGCAACCGACGCAGACAUGUGGCCAAAUGAUAAAAUUCAUUAUACUUUUUUUGAAGAUUCUAAAAAUGUGUUCUCUAUCAAUCCCUCUUCCGGUGUUAUAACAGCAAACCAAAGGUUAGACAGAGAAAAGCAAGAUGAAUACAGGUUUACCGUCCUGGCCAUUGACGGCGGAACCCCUGCUUUGACGGGAACAACUGUAGUUGUGGUAGUAGUAAAGGAUUUGAACGACAAUAAGCCAGAAUUUGAUGUUCCGUUCUUUCAAUUCUUUAUAAAAGAAAACUUACCGUCUGAUACCACAGUUGACAGUGUGAAAGUAUCUGACGACGAUACCGGAAACAACAAGAAAAUUAUGUUUUCUCUUGUACAAAAUCCUGGUGAAAAUAUGCCGUUCAUCAUCAACAACAUUGGAGAAAUUAGAACAACUGCUUCGUUCGAUCGGGAAGAGGACAGUAGCUUCAUCUUCGAAAUAGUUGCAACUGAUCAAGGUAUUCCUGCUUUGUCGACAAGAAUAUUUGUUCGCGUAUACGUUACAGAUGAGAAUGACAACCAACCUUCCAUUAUAUAUCCAAACAGAGUAAAUAAUACAAUAUCAGCGUCAUAUUCCACAGCAGUAGGAAUAUACCUAACUAAAGUCAAGGCAGUUGAUAUUGAUGAAAAUGGACCAAACAGCCAAUUGACUUAUGACAUUGUGGCGGGAAAUGAAGAUGACAUUUUUACUAUCAUUCAAACUUCGGGUAAAAUAUAUUUAAAACGACAACUUGAAGAAAGGUCAACAAGCCUGAAAACGUUAACAGUGAAAGUAGCUGACAAUGGAAAUCCACAAUUACAGACGAAUGUAACAUUCAUUCUUGCUUUAAGUUAUGUCGAUUCUAAUGCCCUAGCCUCGUAUUCAUCUGCCGAUUCCGGUAACAAAAAUGUCAUAAUUGUUAUAGCGGUGAUAUCAAUGACUGUAAUAAUAUCUGGUGCUUUGAUAGCAGUGAUCUGUGUUUUACGGCGAAGUGAGCAAAUCAGAAAGAAGCACAUAGAGGAACAUACUAAGAAAACGACCAUUGUUCCGCAACUUUAUAAGGAAGCGAACUUUAAACCAAAAACUGAGAUAAAUGUUCAGGAAAAUAUAUCUUACCACGAAUCGUUACCUCCCAAAGGGAAAGAAAUUCACUCUAGUUAUGAUGAGGAUCUUGACAACAUGGAACUGUAUUCUUCAUUUGGUACCUCAGUUUUUACAGAUACUCUACCUGGCUUAGAGAAACCUGGUCAGAGUAUGGAAGAACAAAGAAUAAUUAAACGCUCUUCUUUGAAGCAUGUACUUUCUGAUGAACAGAUAUCUGGAAUCCACAGUUUAGAUGAUAUAAGUGAGAUAUCAAAAGAAGAUAACAAUUCUGACAGUGGGCGUGGCAGUAGUGAUCCAGAUUUAACAAGGCAGUCAAAUUUGUACUAUAACGACAAAUCUGUACAAAGACCAAAACCAGCACUGAAAUCCAAACUUCGAGACAGAUUCACAGACAUACACCGUGAAGACGACUCUGCUUACAUGCCAUUUGAACAGAAAUAUUACGGCUUUGUUGAUAGGCCUGCAAUCAGUCAAAAUACGAACAGCUACAAAAAUGAUUUAAAAAUUGUACGUUUUGAUGAUCAUGGACAAUUUUGUGUAGAGACUUCUUCAUUUGUUUAAUGAAUAGAAUGAGAUUUAAAUGUUAAACAUUAUUAAGAUAAUGCAAAUGAAAUAUCAAGUUCACUUAAAAAUUGUGUAUCAUUAUUGCCAGUGAUACGACUACAUACACAAACCGAAACCGAACUACCUGAUUAAUAAAAAAGAGACUAUUUGGUCAAAGAAAUACUAAAUCAAUCUAUUUGAGACUACUUACGUUCGUUCUGCAUGUAUGUGUUUGUAUGUGUGUGCGCGUGUGAGUAUGUGUGUAUUUAUAUAUACUGUUAUUGACAAGUUUUCAAUUGUGCUAAUUACUUUCUUUUCAGAUUGUACAUGUGUAAUUUAUUCUGUUAAUUUAUGAAUAAUCGUUUGUUAUCUUGCCUAACUUUGUUGUUAUGUUG
Molecule: messenger RNA, 3509 nt
Organism: Mytilus californianus (California mussel)
Lineage: Eukaryota; Metazoa; Mollusca; Bivalvia; Mytilida; Mytilidae
Product: protocadherin-9-like
Exons: 4
Coding region: 1-3132 (1043 amino acids)
Biological process (GO): homophilic cell-cell adhesion
Cellular component (GO): plasma membrane
Molecular function (GO): calcium ion binding
Source: RefSeq, a predicted model, not a curated record